Messenger RNA from Musa acuminata AAA Group (dessert banana), 2321 nucleotides. RefSeq names its product enhancer of polycomb-like protein 1. The record is from RefSeq and is a predicted model, not a curated record. NCBI's taxonomy places the organism in Eukaryota, Viridiplantae, Streptophyta, Magnoliopsida, Zingiberales, Musaceae. Bases 733 to 2052 code for a protein of 439 amino acids. The transcript has 11 exons. Gene Ontology annotation, biological process: regulation of transcription by RNA polymerase II. Gene Ontology annotation, cellular component: NuA4 histone acetyltransferase complex; piccolo histone acetyltransferase complex.
AAUCUUUUCUCGAAAUACAAGUCGUCUCGUUUCAAACAUUGCCACGGAAAAAUGUAAAAAAGAAAGAAAAAAUAAAACCUCCGCCCCCUCCCAUUUCUUUUUAGUAUUUUAAUUUCACCAAUUUUUUUAACCCUAGAAGCCGUGAAGCUCUACGAAUCGGAACCCUUAAUUCGCCCGGAAUUCUCCAAAUCUUCCUUCUUCUUCUUCUUCGACGCGGUCUCCAAUCCUGUCGUCGUCCCGCUUGAUCCUGUGCCCUAAAUCUCCCCAAACGAGCAGCGACUUCGAUCCGAAUUGUGGUUUCUCAAUCCGCUCUGCCGGCCCUGGAGGUCCCGCUUCGAAGCCAGGAGUGGAGGUUUCUCGGGAUUGGGGCGCCUCAGUGUUGUUUUCUCAACUUUGGCUGGCACCUGCGAGCAAGAGUACGUUCGCGUCUUUAGAUGUCCCCUUCGCCUAUCUUCUCAAGUUACAGAGUGAAGUUCGUGAACUGAGGAAUUCUAGGUUUUGUUUGUGAACUCCGUUUCUGCUGGUGUCUGGUCUAAGCUGCUGCAACUGUGUCAUUGUGAAUGGCGAGCCCUAGUGCUCGCAAGGAUAAUACAGGAACGGGUCUGUGAUCUGAACUGAAUCAUUGCAUCUGACUUUAAACAAGUAAUUGGGUUACCGUCAUCAGUUCUGCUGUGCUGGAGGUGGCGGCGGCAACAGCGUGAGCUGGGAAAUGAGGUUGGCAAGGGAAGAGAGAUGACUAGGCUUUCGUUCAGGCCUCGGCCACUUGACAUUCACAAGAAGCUUCCCAUUGUCAAAUCCAUUAAAGAAUUUGAGGAAGAUGAGACACUUGUCACAGCUGCAUCCACCCGCAACUCACAGCUGCUCUGGACUGCAGUUGAGAAUGAGAAUGAGGUGCAUCAAACUCGUAGCAAGGCAAGUUCUCAAGAAAUACCUACCCCCCAGUUCAUUGUUGUGGACACAUACGAAAGAGACUAUGCUUGCACCUUCACACAAACCACAUCAUAUAUACGUGGAAGAGGAGCUCGGGCUGAGAUUGGUGAAUUUGUUGAAUAUGACCUGGAUAAUGAAGAUGAUGAAUGGCUUGAAGAGUUCAACCAUGAUAAGAUGACUCUUACACCUGAAAAAUGUGAGACCAUUUUGUUCAAGUUGGAGGUUAUGGAUUAUAAAGCUCGAGAACGAGCAGGAGUCAUAACACCUACUUUUGGAUCACCGAUUCCUGUUCUUUUACAACUUGAUGCAGCAGCAGAGGCUUUACAAUUCCUAUCUGUACGAUAUCCGGUAUUCCAGUCUGUAUAUAGCUAUUGGAAAGCAAAGCCUCCUCCACCAGUUAAUGAUUCAAAUCCUUAUAAUGUAUUCAGACCGAGGGAAAAGGCACACCGUCUUCACAUGAGAAGGAUGCAAAGGAGGGAAAACAAUGUGCAGUCAUUUGAAAAACUUCGCCAGGUCAGGCAUAACUUGGACCAGGCAAAGAAAGUGCUAAGAUCUUUGAUUAAGAGAGAAGAAAAGAAGCGGGAGAUUGUUGAGUGCAAGGUCAAAAUUCAAAGAAUCCAGAUUAAGUAUAAGCAUGAGGCAUAUCUCAUUGAAGAUGGAUUCCGAAGCUUCCAACAACUUUCAAGCAAAUUUACAUCAAGUGAAGAGGUUUAUGUUGAUUCAGAUGACACAAUUAAUGGUCAUCAGGAUGUUAUCUCUGCCACUGUCCAUCCAAAGUUUGCAGAUUUCAAACUUGUUGCAGUCCCUACAGUACGAAUGAAACGGGAGCUGAAGCAGAGGACUCUGUCAAAUGGGCGUACAAGAAAGAGGGACUUGUAUGAGCCAGUCAUGCUGUUCACCGAAUCUUUGGAUCCAGACAAGCUUGCUGUUGCAGGCAUUGUGCCACCAGUACUACCUGCUGAGGAUAGCUCAGUUGCACCACCAUACCAAUUCCAUGGUCGGAUUGGUCGUGGAGGGCGCAUCAUCUUUGAUCGAUGGAACCCUCUUUUUGAAGCUCCAAUUGGCCAGGAGAGCUCACUCUAUCUACCACCAAAUCCAGUGCCUCCCUCACCGAUUGGCUGAACACUUGCACUGCAGAAGGCUAUUGGCUGAUGACUCGUGGAGGAGCAGGAGCUUGUUGAAGCUGAGCAUGUUCAAUUGCUAGUUAAUGUACAAUUAUUUACUAAUUUCCAAAUUGAAAGCCAGUGCGUUAUUUUCCUCGUAUCUCGUCUCAUUUUUUGAUCCGUAAGUGUGCAAUCCGAUGCCAUAUUGCUAUUUAGUUUAUUGCUGAUGAAUAUUUGCCUUGUAAUUUUCCUCAACUUUAUGGCUAGAACGACUAUGUGCUUUGUUUG